Messenger RNA from Chara braunii, 995 nucleotides. The record is from the annotation of a GenBank genome assembly. NCBI's taxonomy places the organism in Eukaryota, Viridiplantae, Streptophyta, Charophyceae, Charales, Characeae.
CGAGCACAGCAUCCGCCAGUGGCUGAACCUGUUGCUGAAGUUCGACUCGAGGAACUCGGCAAGACAGUCGCAUCGGUCCAGGAAUUCGUUGAGAUGGAGAAAGCUCGACGAAUGGAGAGGGAGCAGCGUCGUCGCGAACGCGAGGAGGCUCGUUUGGCGGAGGAGGCAGCCAGAGCGGCGGAAGCGGAGCGCGCUUUUCGCAAAGCAGAGAAGCAGCGUAAACGCGAGGAGGAGCAGUUGGCUAUGGGGAAAGUCGUCGAGGUCCAGCUUUCCGUGAGGUUGAGUGAUAUCAGGGAGGAGAUUAGAACGAAAGUUCGUAAGGCGCUAUCAAUUUCCGUAAAAACGACGCCGAUUACUAAGGGGAAAGAAAAGGUUAUCGCGAUUGAAGACAUCCCGUCAGCAUCUGGUACAUCUAGCGAAGUGGAGGCUAUCACCGAAGGCGCAGGGAAUCUGUCGAUACAGGAGAAACGUAAGUGUGGGGAGGACACACCAGUGGGGGACAGCCCACCGGUGACAACACCAGCUAAGCGAGUGAGUAAGCGAGCGAUCGUGCGGUCUGUGUGUCUCUCAGAACGCCUUCAACGUACACGAACGAAGAUCGUUGCUCGACGGUCGACGAGAGGAACAACCUCCAAAGCGCUGACCGCUAUGAAGUCACCUGCUAGAGACUCUAUGAUGGAACGUUUGAUGUUUCUCGAUAGCAAACGGAGGGAGCUAUCGAAACUGGAUUAUGACACAUUGCGGGCAUUCUGUCGGGAGGAGGGGGUUAGCUACGCCCCGAAAGUGCAAGCUAUUUUUGACCUCGCUGAUAGGCGCGAGCAAUUGCGUUUUAGCGAUCAAUUACCGGAAUUCGACACUUUCGAGAAUGUGGAAGAAGGUGUUGCACAAUCGGAUCUUGACGACACAGACAAAGGAGCGCAUGCCUGAACAUGCUUCACCACGGAUCAAUGGGUCCUUAUUACCGAUGUCAUCAUUUCAUUCAGGCACUCAGCCGA